AUGUCGUCCUCCAAACUCAUCUCUGACACCCUCCAACGUUCGGCACGCAUUCGUGGUGCAUUUCAUGAGCUUAACAAGUACGCCGCCCAUCCAGCUUAUGGAGUGCCUCUUGAACAAGUCAAGUCGGCGCUGGAGGCUCAGAAGGGUGCCCCGCCUAAGUCAACACCUCGACAGGCGCCAGCAGAAAAUGAUCUCGUUGGAAGGCUUCUACAAGACAACCAGGACAUUUGGGACCAGUUAUGCAACCAUACGUUCCCACAUAAUGUUAUGGGAACAAUGAAGACCACCGACCCGGGCUACAAGAAUGCUGUAGCUGGUUUUGCGUGGUAUAUGGUGCAAGAUUUCAAGUAUUGCACCCGAGAGAUGGUAUUCCAAAUAGAACGCGCAACAAAAUCAACUUCUACAGAUGAAUUUACUGCGACAACUGCCAAGGUCAAGAAUUAUUGUGGCUAUGUUGACGAUUCACUGGCUCUUUGCGUUGCGGCUCCGCCAGCCGGCUUGGGUCUGAACGACAAGCAAGUUCUACAGGCCGAUUCUACGGAUGCCUUGAAUUAUUACACAGACUUCCAGCUCAUUACUGCGAAAGACAAUAACUGGGCUCUUGGUUUGGUUGCGAUGAUACCUUGUGUUCAGUCGUAUUGGACGAUCGCAAACAGUCUGAAGAACAAUCCCGACGUAGAUCGGAUUUGGUAUAACCUAUGGAUAGCGCCCAAUUCAGACUAUGCCAAUUCUGGGAUUCCGGGUCAAAUUGCGUUCUUUGAACAGAAUUACGUAGAGUGGAAAGACCAUUAUGAAGAAGCUAAGGAGAUCUUCAGGCAGGCGUGUAUGGGCGAGAUCAACUUGUGGGGCAUUACUGCCAACCCUCCUUCCUGGUUAAACGUGCAAAAAAAUUAA
This is a messenger RNA of Fibroporia radiculosa, 894 nucleotides long. RefSeq lists its product as uncharacterized. Lineage: Eukaryota; Fungi; Basidiomycota; Agaricomycetes; Polyporales; Fibroporiaceae. The record is from RefSeq and is a predicted model, not a curated record. Bases 1 to 894 code for a protein of 297 amino acids. The transcript has 6 exons.